This is a messenger RNA of Cryptomeria japonica (Japanese cedar), 657 nucleotides long. RefSeq names its product caffeic acid 3-O-methyltransferase 1-like. The record is from RefSeq and is a predicted model, not a curated record. The transcript is spliced from 2 exons. Gene Ontology annotation, biological process: methylation. Lineage: Eukaryota; Viridiplantae; Streptophyta; Pinopsida; Cupressales; Cupressaceae. Bases 1 to 657 code for a protein of 218 amino acids. Gene Ontology annotation, molecular function: S-adenosylmethionine-dependent methyltransferase activity; O-methyltransferase activity.
AUGGCAACAAAAUACCUUAUAGAUGGGGAUCCUCAAAAUCUUCUAAGAUCUAAUUCUCAUCCGAAGGGAUCUAGGACCUGGAAUUUCAUUGUCACGUGCAAAAAUUUAAUUGCAAACUCUUUGUCUUGGGAUAUCCAUGAUGGAUCCUCUAGCCUUCUCUGGGAAGACUCAUGGGGAGGAUAUCCAAGCAUUGACAGGUCUCUCAAUAUUCCAAUAGCUAAGCAUUGGCUUCAACAAUAUUGGGGAUCUCAAGUUAGUGAUUAUUUGGUUUUGGACAGGGCUACUAGAAUGCAAGGAUGGAGCUGGAAGCAAUUGGAGGGAUGGUCUAUUCCUACUGUUGAAAUCAACAAGCUAUCAGACCUUAUAAGAGAGUGGAGUGAUGAUCGUUGUAUAAAGCUUCUAAAGAAUUGUCACAAGGUCUUGCCAGAGAAUGGAAAAGUUAUUGCAAUGGAUUCCAUUUUGCCAGUGGCUACAGAGACCUCUUCCAAUGCCAAACAAACAUUUCAUGUAGAUCUUUGCAUGUUGGCAUUCAACCCAGUUGGAAAAGAGCGUACAGAGGAGGAGUUCAAAGACGUUGCAAAAGCAAUAGGAUUUGCAGGAGGUGUGGAUCCAAUUUGUUGUGUUAAUGGAGUCUGGGUUAUUGAGUUCCAGAAAUGA